Molecule: messenger RNA, 1339 nt
Organism: Danaus plexippus (monarch butterfly)
Lineage: Eukaryota; Metazoa; Arthropoda; Insecta; Lepidoptera; Nymphalidae
Gene: aph-1
Product: gamma-secretase subunit Aph-1
Exons: 3
Coding region: 232-954 (240 amino acids)
Biological process (GO): positive regulation of catalytic activity; Notch receptor processing; protein processing
Cellular component (GO): gamma-secretase complex; endoplasmic reticulum; membrane
Molecular function (GO): protein-macromolecule adaptor activity
Source: RefSeq, a predicted model, not a curated record
CGGCGAGGCGAUGGCCGUCGUCCGAUGACACAUUACUGAUUAGUAAUUUGAGUUUUGACGUUAUGCACUUAUGCUUUCCCCAAAAUGAAAUAGAACAAUUAGUGUUAGAUAAUUGUAUAUUUUAUAACAAUGACGUGAUAGGGUGUGAUUUAUUUGAAAGAAAUGUUUGUGGGCGUUAAUAAGUAAAGUGUUAUAUCCUUUAUCAAACAUAUACCACAUUUGUUCACGAAGAUGACUGCCGCAGAGUUUUUCAGUUGUUCUCUUCUAGCCUUCGGAGCGCCUUUGGCUAUGUUCGCUUUAACGAUAGCCAACGACCCUGUGCGGAUCAUAAUCAUGAUAGCUGCAGCGUUUUUUUGGCUGCUAUCAUUUCUACUGUCUUCGAUGCUGUGGUACGCCGUGGUACCCCUACGGUCCUAUUUAGCUUUUGGAAUGGUUUUCGCGAUAUUAAUCCAGGAGACUUUUCGCUUUGGUGUGUAUCUUCUAUUGAAAAGGACUGAAUCAGGAUUGAAGGAAAUAUCAGAAAACCAUGAGAUUGGUAGUAAUAAGGCUGAGAUUGCUUAUGUGUCAGGCUUUGGGUUCGGAGCCAUGAGUGGGGCAUUUGCAAUCAUUAAUGUGUUGGCAGAUUCUAUUGGUCCUGGAACGUUAGGACUUCGUCAUGGAACGGAAUACUUCUUUGUUACGAGUGCGUCUAUGACUCUCUGCAUGACGCUGCUCAACACAUUUUGGACCGUCAUCUUCUUUAAUGGACUGGACAAUAAGAGCUACUUGAAGAUCCUGUGGGUGAUCGGCUCACAUUUUCUAGUGUCCGGAUUGAGUUUACUCAAUAGGAAAGAACUGUAUGCGGCUACAAUAAUCCCAUCAUACAUAAUUCUUGUAAUAACUCUAUAUAUAUCAUUCAAGUGCGCCGGCGGUUCUAGUAAAGGUUUUCUGCAGACAUUCCGGGCUAGAACUUAAGUAAUAACUUCUAUACAUGACAUUAGCUUAGUUUCAAUUUAGAUAUGAAAUACAAUACUAUAACAUCCCACAGUAAUCAUUGGUGAGGUUUACGGGAUAACUGUAUUAUUUUGCUUUGUAAUCCUUUUCAUUAUAAGUUAAAUAAUAUUCAUUAUAGCAAUACUAAGUAAAACCAAAUGGCCCCAAUGUUACUAAUACUUUAUUUUAAGGAAAUGCACUGAUAUUUUAAUUGAAUUACAUGUGGAAUGCCUUAUUUUUUAUGUUUAUAAAUUUAAUAAUAACAGCAGUUGUAUAAAACACUUGGACGGAACAAGGUCGUACACAUUGUUAUUGUUUCCUUAAGUAAUAAUAUAAAGACUUUUUAUAAAAUAAAUUAUUAAAUAAA